Molecule: messenger RNA, 558 nt
Organism: Culex quinquefasciatus (southern house mosquito)
Lineage: Eukaryota; Metazoa; Arthropoda; Insecta; Diptera; Culicidae
Exons: 2
Coding region: 57-461 (134 amino acids)
Source: RefSeq, a predicted model, not a curated record
ACAGGUCCAUUCUCGCCACCAACCUCAUCUGAUCGCGAAUCUUCCACCGAAAAAAAAUGAAGACAUUCAACGACGGGCACCUCUGGACGGUUGGCGCCUUUCUUCUCGCACUCGCCGUCGGUGGAGCGUUCGGCAAACGUGGCAUCUUUUCCAACGUGAACCCCAAAGGAGAGUUGAGCUACUUUAGAGGGGCGAUUGCCCCAACCGAUGUGCUGUGCCUCAAGUUCUACAUCGGCAAGAAGACGACCCUGCCGCUGCAGGUUCCCGUGCUGACCAAUCUUCCUUUGAGCGCUAUCAAGGCCACCGCGUGGGAGUUUAACAAGAUUGGCUUCCAAAUGGACGUUCAGAUUGGCGGAUUGGGUGCGACGACGACGGUUCUUAACUUUCAUGGCCCGGACAAGGCACUGUACCCGAUUGAGGUGGAGUGCUACUGUACUGCUGCACCACCAGCUGUACCAUAAAAUCAAUUAAAUACACUGAGUUGAGUUGCAUCAACUCCAGAAUCAAAACUCGAAAUCCUGACCUGAACCAAUAAAUCUCCAGUUGCUUCACUUUUAA